Messenger RNA from Puntigrus tetrazona (Sumatra barb), 3929 nucleotides. Its product is annotated as serine/threonine-protein kinase TAO2-like. Gene Ontology annotation, biological process: protein phosphorylation. The record is from RefSeq and is a predicted model, not a curated record. Gene Ontology annotation, molecular function: protein kinase activity; ATP binding. Lineage: Eukaryota; Metazoa; Chordata; Actinopteri; Cypriniformes; Cyprinidae.
UUGGCUCCCGCCCCACGUAGCCAUUUUGCGUUUCCUGGACAAAAAAGGGGGUUAGGUAGAAAGACAAUCAGACACAUAAUAAAAUUAGUCUUCAAAUCAUACCGAGAAUCAAAAGUGCGGAUGUAACUGUGCAAUAUGAUAGGCGCGGGAGCGGGCGAGCAGGUACACCAGCCGCGGCCCGUAUUCAAAGAGGAAACCUCUGGCUAGCUGGCUAACGAACCGUUAGCGAAAGAGUGAGAUAAAGACUUCAUAGACACUAAAGUGCUGUACGGCGUUCAUAGUUAUCUUAUUAAACUCUUGAGCACGCUAGAAGGCGGACGUUGGUAGGAAUAUGGACCGUGUGUUGAUUUGAAGCGUCACAGCGGACAAAAACAGCAAACGCCACGGUUAUUUGCGGAGGACGCCGGAUAACCGUUUAUUCACGGGGGAUAAAGAACAGGAUCGCGGCACGCCACGGAGCCAGUCAUGCCUGCCAGUGUGCGUACUGGGACCCCAAAGGACUCAGAGGUGUCUGAACUCUUCUACAGGGAUGAUCCUGAGAAGCUCUUUACUGAUCUCCGCGAGAUCGGUCAUGGCAGCUUCGGAGCCGUGUACUUUGCUCAUGAUGUACGUUCCAACGAAGUGGUGGCCAUCAAGAAGAUGUCAUUCAGUGGCAAGCAGUCUAACGAGAAAUGGCAGGACAUCAUAAAGGAGGUGAAGUUCUUGCAGAAGCUCAGACACCCCAAUACCAUCGAAUACAAAGGGUGCUACCUCAGAGAGCACACAGCAUGGCUGGUGAUGGAAUACUGUCUAGGAUCAGCCUCUGAUCUUUUAGAGGUGCAUAAAAAGCCUCUGCAGGAGGUGGAAAUAGCUGCUAUUACCCACGGUGCACUUCAGGGCCUCGCCUACCUUCACUCUCAUAACAUGAUACACAGAGAUGUGAAGGCAGGUAAUAUUCUGCUAACUGAGCCAGGUCAGGUGAAGCUUGGAGAUUUUGGCUCUGCCUCAAUAGUUUCUCCUGCCAACUCUUUUGUGGGUACACCUUACUGGAUGGCCCCAGAAGUUAUUCUAGCCAUGGACGAGGGGCAGUAUGACGGGAAGGUGGACGUCUGGUCUCUUGGCAUCACCUGCAUCGAACUAGCUGAAAGGAAGCCACCCUUGUUCAAUAUGAAUGCUAUGAGUGCCUUAUACCACAUUGCGCAAAACGAAAGCCCUGUCCUGGCGUCAAACCACUGGUCGGACUACUUCCGUAACUUUGUGGACUCUUGUCUUCAAAAGAUCCCUCAGGACAGGCCUACCUCAGAUGUGCUGCUCAAUCACCAUUUCCUAUGCCGAGAGCGCCCCCAUUCUGUAGUGAUGGAUCUGAUCACGCGCACCAAAGACGCUGUGCGAGAGCUGGACAACCUGCAGUACAGGAAGAUGAAGAAGAUCCUGUUUCAGGAAACUCACAACGGCCCCACACAGGAAGGAGGAGAGGAGGAAGAGGAAGCAGAGCAGUACCUCUUGCAAACGGGCACAGUGAACAGUAUGGAGAGCUCUCAGUCUGUGCCCUCUAUGUCCAUCAGCGCCAGCUCCCAGAGCUCCUCAGUCAACAGCCUGGCCGAUGGCUCUGAUGACAGCGCUGAGAUGGCCAUGAUGCAGGAGGGAGAGCAGACGGUCACGUCCAACAGCUCCAUCAUUCACCGCCCCACUGCACGUGAUAAUAUUUACGACGAUCCAUAUCAGCCAGAGAUGGAGUCUCCUCAGCAGCCGUCCUCGGCCGCUCGGAGGAGGGUGCACCGAAACAGAGACCAUUUUGCCACUAUCCGCACAGCCUCUCUUGUGACGCGUCAGAUUCAGGAGCACGAACAGGGCUCAGCUUUGAGGGAGCAGAUGUCCGGAUACAAGCGCAUGAGGAGGCAACACCAGAAACAGCUGCUGGCUCUGGAGAACAAACUCAAGUCUGAGAUGGAUGAGCAUCAGCUCAGACUGGACAAAGAGCUGGAGACCCAGAGAAACAACUUUAGCAGUGAAGCCGACAAGUUGAGUAAGAAACAUCAGGCCAUCCUGGAAAAAGAGAUUAAAGCUGCACAGACAGAAGAGAAAAAAUUUCAGCAGCACAUUUUGAACCAGCAGAAGAAAGAACUCAACAGCCUGCUGGAUUCCCAGAAACGCCAGUACAGGCAACGAAAGGAGCAGCUCAAGGAGGAGCUGAGCGAGAACCAAUCCACACCGAAGCGAGAGAAGCAGGAAUGGUUGGUGAGGCAGAAAGAGUGUCUGCAGCAGAUUCAGGCUGAGGAAGAGGCUUCAUUAUUACGGCGACAGAGGCAGUAUUAUGAGUUGCAGUGCCGACAAUAUAAGAGAAAGAUGCUUCUGGUGCAACACAAUCUAGAGCAGGACCUGCUCAGAGAGGACUUAAAUAAACGUCAGACUCAGAAGGAUCUCGAGUGUGCUAUGUUGUUGAGACAUCACGAGUCCACUCAAGAGCUGGAGUUCAGGCAGCUGGGGUUGGUCCAGCGCACUCGGGCAGACCUGAUCCGUACACAGCACCAGAGUGAACUGGCCAAUCAGAUGGAGUAUAAUAAGCGGCGUGAGCAGGAACUCCGUCAGAAACACGCUGUGGAGGUCCGCCAGCAACCCAAGAGCUUAAAGACGAAAGAGCUCCAGAUCAAACGUCAGUUCCAAGACACCUGUAAGAUUCAGACACGACAAUACAAAGCCUUGCGCAACCACCUGCUGGAGACCACUCCCAAAUCAGAACAUAAGACUGUGCUGAAGAGACUCAAAGAGGAGCAAACACGUAAAUUGGCCAUCUUGGCCGAGCAGUACGACCAUUCCAUCAAAGACAUGCUGUCCACACAGGCUUUGCGAUUGGAUGAGACUCAGGAGGACGAGUACCGAGCGCUGCGCAUGCAGCUGCAGCAGGAAUUGGAGCUGCUGAAUGCUUAUCAGAGCAAAAUAAAGAUGCACACAGACACACAACAUGAGAGAGAGGUCAAAGACCUGGAGCAGAGGGUGUCUAUACGGAGAGCUCUCCUUGAGCAGAGGAUCGAGGAGGAGAUGUUAUCCCUGCAAAAUGAGCGCUCUGAGCGAAUCCGGGCUCUUCUGGAGCACCAAGCUCGAGAAAUUGAGUCCUUCGAUUCUGAAAGCAUGCGCCUGGGCUUUAGUAACAUGGCUUUGAGUGAUCCUGCUGAGGCAUACAAUCAGGGUUACCCCAACCCUUCAUCCGGACCCGGGGGCUGGCCGUCGCGUCCCGUGCCCCGCUCAGGCAGCCAGUGGAGCCACGGUGUCCAAAACUCAGUGGCACCGCCCUCUUGGCGAAUCCCUUGCUCUCCUCCUCCACCACCUCCUCCUCCGCCCAUCUCCUUUUCCUCCUCUUCUCCUCCAUCCUCCUCCUCCUCCUCUUCCUCUCAGAGUGGCUACGGAGGAAGGGGCGAGAGCUUGGCUGUGAGGGGCCCCAGCCUGAUGGCUUUGAGAAACAGUCCAGGGCCACUUCGGAGAACAGCCUCGGGCGGAGGUGCCGGCGGGUCGGGCGCUGAUGGAGGUUUGAGCCGCACGCCAGUGACGUCGCACAUCUCCAACGGAUCCCACCUCUCCUACUCUUAGAAGAUCAGGCAGGAAGUUCAGGUUUCGGGGAGAAAAGGCCUUCACGUAGCUCAUUCGGGAGUCCAACUUGGAGGCGUAGUGGAGAAACAGUAUUUAGAUGGGCACACCUUUACUUAAAAGAAGAUAGAUCUCAGGGUUUUGGGAUGCGGGAGGGCUCAGGGUUUAGAUCAGGAACAGGAAAUAUGAGAGAUGUACUGUAACAGGAGCAGCUAUGCUGUUGAGUGUGUAGGAGGGAAGAGAUGAAAAUAACAUAAGUGGUGCCAAUACUGUAGAUUGGGCUCAUCCUCAGCCGGUUCAUUUUAGUUUUAUUUUUAAACCGUCAGACAGAACCAUUGAAUUCUGCUCUUUCAUGUCCAGGGUUUUUU